UAUUUACUGAUCUCACCUUGCUUCACCGUGCCUAGGUCUUGACAUACUUUUAUUUGUUUUCCAUCAAUAAUGACCGAGUAACAUUCAGAUAGCCGUUCGGAAUGUUUCAAUUGUAACGCUUUUUAUGUAGGUACAUUACAUUCUUCAUACUGACAGUGCAGCUACCAAUGGCAACAGGACCGCUCCCGUACGUCAAGCUAAGGAGGAGCUGCAGGGGGCAACUGUAGAAUAUUCAGUCCUAGACUAAAAAAAUCGAAAAUUAUAAGACUAAUGCAAAUAAUCAAUAAAAACAAUGCUGAAUGAUUUUCAAAGGCCAGAUUUGUUAAUUAAUUAUUUACAGGCGUCAAAAUAGCCUUAAUGAACUUUUUAAGGGACGUUGAAAUGUUUAGGAGGCUACGGAAUUCCAUAUUGAGGUUAGCUGAACUGUGGGGGAUUUGUCAUGAAGUGAACUGACAGAGAAUUUAAUUGGUACUAAUGAGUUCAAAACUUAGCUUUAGUCAGAAUUCAUAUACAGUAAAAAAAAAAAAAAGAAAAAAAAAAAAGAAGAUAUAUGUAUCUUUAAAAUAAUUCCAUAUAAAAGUAUACAGUUAUUUUUAUUUUUGGCGCGAAUGUAUCGUUCGUGAUCGCCUGUGAAGAAAGCGUGGUUUUUAUGUCACAUUUUCCAAACACUAAGAUUUCAAACUCGAACAUCAUCUUUUAGAUUUCUAGAUUUAAAACUGAAUUAAGCGUCCAACUGUAAUUCCCUAGAUCCCCUUCGUGAUCCUUUGGAGCACGACUUUAAAUAUACACGACAUUUCUACGCUGGAGAUGUUUGUGUGACGCGGGUUGUGUUCGUGGAGAUGCUCAGUUUGUCCCCGGCCAUACAACACCAGUAGACCGUCUUAUGCAGCAGCCAUCAAUGAAGUAGCUCACUGUAGCGGCACAAUUAGAUUAUAACUGUCUUUUAUUCUUCAAAAGGAAAUUAUCCAAAUUUAUUCAAGAAAUACUGUUUGCGAAUGCGAUUUUACAAAGAAGACCUGGAAUUAUUACUGCAAGAAAUUAUCACGGAUCUGCCUGAACAAUUACAUUUUGCAGAGCGGCUGUCAGUUUAUCUGUGCCAAACGUAUUUUUAAACGGAGCAAACUAUACAGGUAAAGAAAGUUUAAAAGUGAUCAACUGAUCACAGUUUUGGCAGCAGUUCAACACAAGAUAUUCAGGGGACAAAACUUUGAGCAGUUCUAAGCAUGGAAUAUUACGACGAACGUCAGGAAACCAUCAAGAACGAGAACAGACGAGCAAGCAUCAUGAUGGAAAGACAAAUACAACAUGGAGUAGUUGUCAAUCAGCCACGCCAGUCAAUCGUGUCCAUGUCAAGCACGACCACAUCCCAGCCCCCCGGGGGCGGAGGUGGUAUGGGUAUGAUGGGUGCCAUGAUGGGAGGGGGAGGGGCUGGGGGCGCGGACCCCAUGAUGGAUAUGAUGAGAUUGAUCAGGGCCAAGAAGGUUGGACAACGGUUACGCCGGAAGUCCGUCAAUCCAAAACUGGACCCUCCUCCGGGACUGGAAGGAAUCAACGACAAGGGAUUCGUAUAUGUCCGACAGCAGCUGGACAUGGACCUCAAAGGUGGAUGUUGGUCCUCAAAUACAUACAAAAUAUGGGACGAGACAGAGGACGAGCUGUUCUACGUCAUUGAGGCAUCCAGCUGUUGCUGCCGAUGGUUCUGUGGUCCCCAGCGUCAGUUUAAACUAGAUUUCUAUACACCGAGUGACGAUCUCGUGUUUACGUUACAUCGGAAGUCAUGUCGAUGUGACUGUUGUUGCUGGUUGGAUUGCAUGUUUUGUAACAACAAAGUCUAUGUCGUCGACUGCCUCAACCGGACGCUUGGCUCCAUCAAACAACAGUACAGUUUGUGUGGCAGCAGGUUUGAUAUCUUGGACAGCGAAGGCGCCCUGGUGGCCAAGAUCGUCGGCCCCGCUUGUUCCUGUCGGUGUGCUGCCGAGUCCACUCUUGAGAUAAUUGACAAGACUGGCGAGGAGAUCAUCGGCCACAUCAACAAAAAAUGGGAAGGCAACAGGGAUGAUGGUAUCAACAUGGACCACGAGUACUUCGAUAUCCACUUUCCGGAAAAGAUGGAUUCCAUAGAGAAAAUGUUGGUGGUUGGAGGGGCUUUCCUCAUGAAUUACAUGUACUUUGAGAUGUCUUGAAGUGAAAGAUUGGAGGAAAAACAAAAAAUGCUGGUUCAUCGGACGUGUUAAUGCUGCGAUUAAAACCAAAAAUCUGUGAUAAUGUAUUUUCUAAGAGGAAAAUAUUUUUGUCUCUUUAGAUAAAAAAAUACAAUGUAUUUCACAUAGGCUGUGGAUGGAAAGUGAUAUUGUUCAAAAGAAAUGCUAUAUUCAAAGUAUGAACUAUCUAUAUAAUGUAUAUAUUUAACACUUUACCUGUGUUUUGAUAAAGGGGCAGAUUGCCUCGAAAAUUCGACAAUUUACUUGUCUGUACUGUUACUACUUGACAAUAAUGUAUAUAUUUAACAUAUAUGCUAUUAAUUACAUGAGGUAUGUCAUACUCGCGGGCAUUGUUUUAGAUGCUCAAUAUUUAAAUCAUGAUGUUGUCUUUCAUAUGUAUAUUGACUCGCGUGCUAUUUACGUAUCAUAAAAACUGUGAAUGGCAACUUCCUUUUCUACAAAUCAUAUUCUAAACCAAUCAGUGGGUUAGAUAUGAUUUCUGUAAUUCGAAUGGAAAUUCAAACUUUAUGUUUUAAUAGUUUAGUUGGUUUCAGUUCGUUCUAUUUUUACGUCAAUAUUGUCAUUUCGUUUUGUUCUCUCCUCUCCCUGUUAUGAACUUUGAAUGUUUAUAAACACGAUCGAUGUCCAAGAAAGUUGCCGUCUAUUAAUGAAAUGAAACUCGGAGUUCGCACAGUUCACAUUCCUCUACAAUAAAGCAGGCUUUUCCUCGGUAACAAUGAGUGGGCGGACAUGGACUAUGUCGCCCGGUAACUAGGGGAGACAAUCCUAGUAGGAGAGGAAUGAACAUAAACGUGUUAUAUGUUUAUGUGCCAUGUUAUUGUUUAUUGUUCGUUAUAUAUCCAAUACUCGGGUUCACAUAGGUCAAUACUACAUUGAUAGGACGUCGAUCUUUUAAAUAUUUAGAGAGGAAAUACUGAACUUAUUUUAUUUCUACUCCAUACAUAAGCAUUGAAUACUUUAGAUCCGCCAUUUCAAAGUGUUAUAGCUAGUCAUUGUGAACAAAACAGUAAAAUGUAUCUCAGUUAUGAAUACGUGGAUGUUUUCGCCGAAAAUGCUCCGAUGUUAAAACAGAUGAAUGUAGGCAUAAACUAAUGAAAAAUCAUACUUUACAUAAAAACGCUUUAGAAUAUCUUGUAACGGUCAUUUCACCAUGAUUUAGAUACUGCAUGAGUAGUUAUUGUGAGUAAACCAGUAAAAUGUUUCUUCGAUAUAAAUCCGUCACUGAAAAUGACCCGCAGUUAUAUAAAUGUGUGAUCUACGUUUGGCAUUGUUGAUUGCUAUUAUUUAUUUUGUACAGGUUUAUGUUUACGAUCAAGAAUAUACGUACAUUUAUAUAUAGCGACUGAAUGUGUGAUAAUGUUUCAGGCUUGUAAUAUAUGUACAAGGAUAUGUAUAUGGUAUUCGAAAUAGGUGAAGAUUUGUUUAGGCUUGCAGAUUUAAUAUGGGGACUAUAUAUGGGAUUCCGAAUUGGUAAUACUGUUUUAGGCUUGCAUAUCUUAAGACAUUAUAUGGGAUUCCAAAUGGGGUGAUAAUGUUUAGCCUUGCGGUUAAAUGAACGUGUGUAAGGAUUUCAACAGUGUGAUGAUAGCGGAUUAUAGACAUGUAUGUGAUCAUACUGAUGGUUCCAGAGAUCCAUUUAUACUGUGGUUCAGACUUGAUGAACUACAAUAGGCUGGCCGAUAUACAAACGGAAUUCCAAAUGCGUCAUUUUAUUAAAGUUUUCUUUUUCCACCAUUGAUACAUUAACUUCAACCAUAAUUUAUCAUUGUAUAUACGUAAUUUUAAUAAUUCAUUAUUAAACAAAUUAAAACGUAGUACCUUCUCUUAAGUGAUUUCGUUCUUUUUUGCAUAACGUAUAUAUAUACGUACUGCUUAGGCACUUGUAUCUGGUCAUUAACACCCAGAGUUAAUCGAUUUAUGUACUAUUAUAGAACAAAUCGAAAAUAUUGGAUCUUGACUCUAGGUGAUAAUAGUAUUAUAGCGAGGAUAUUUGAUUUUAACUCUGUGUGUUAUACAGUAUAUAUCGAGGAUAUUGGAUUAUAACUCCGGGUAUUAAUUACCAGAUAAAAAUGUUGAUGUGUACUGUUAACUUGGUUAUUUCCGCAGGGGGUUAAUUUCGGGAUUUCGAUAGGUAACCUCUACACGUGGAGGUUAUUUCCGCGGUGAUUUAAUUUCGCGAUUUCGAUAAGUAACCUCUACGCGCGGAGGAUUAAUUUCGCGAUUUCGAUUUUCGAUUGGUAAAUUAUGAUUUUUUUGAUUUUUUUUUUUUUUUGCAUUUGUUCCAUAAAUACCAUACAAAAAUGAACAUCACGGUCACCAGAUAUUACAUGCGGGGAAAUGGCUUUCGCGUAUUUAGCGUAAAUUGCCCCCUCGCGUAAAUUCCAAAUUUACAGUAUAAAAUAUUAAAAUUAUUGAAAGCCUUCGUAUAGACAAUUUAUACACUAAGGUGAAGUAGGUACGGACUAAACACGUUGGUCAGAUGGUUUAUCAGAUUUAUUUUUUAAUAUAUAAGCGACACAUCGAAUGGCUACAAGCACCAAGAAGUCGACAGGAAUGUAUUCGACCUUGAUGAAAAGAAACAAGGUAAAUUUUCAAAAUAGGUUCCUCUAAGGCAUCUACAGACUAGUUGAAGUGUAUGAAAACACGUUGUAAUCAAUGGAACAAUUUUAUAAGACAGACCGUAAGUGAAAACGGCUACAGAUGAUAUGUAAUAGUGACGAUUUAACACACAAUGUACCUGCUACAAAGGCAAAUACAUAAAAGGUAAUACACAAAUGUCAAGUGCAACAAAUCUGGUUAUUAUUGCACCUGUAAAUAAAUAAAAACUAAAUUAUUAUGUACAACUUUCAUAGAACUAAAUAACACCAAGAAAUCAAACUACUAUACAAAUUAAAUACUUGAAUGAUGAUACAACAACAAGUUCAACGUUUGAUCCAUUAGUUCUUCUAUUGACACGCUUGUAUCAUUUAAUAUUUAAUACCUUACUCAUAUUUAUAUACUUAAACAUUU
Pecten maximus is the source of this 5231-nucleotide messenger RNA. Its product is annotated as phospholipid scramblase 2-like. NCBI's taxonomy places the organism in Eukaryota, Metazoa, Mollusca, Bivalvia, Pectinida, Pectinidae. The transcript has 7 exons. Gene Ontology annotation, cellular component: plasma membrane. Bases 1224 to 2183 code for a protein of 319 amino acids. Gene Ontology annotation, biological process: plasma membrane phospholipid scrambling. The record is from RefSeq and is a predicted model, not a curated record. Gene Ontology annotation, molecular function: phospholipid scramblase activity.